UACUCUUUUUUUUCAUUUCAUUUUCAAAUCUCAGCUUUUUUUAUUCUUCUUGUACAAGGAAAUUACUUAUCAUCUUUCCUCCUCAGUAGGAAACACUCAUCAUUGUACCCAACAAUCACUUUCAAUCCUCAGAAAGCAGAAUCAAAAACCUCUUCAUUCUUCUUCCAUAUAUACAUACACACACCUUCCAAAUCUCUAUAUAACCUUUUCCCUCUCCUCCAAUUCUCUCUCUCCCUUCUCUUAAUAUCUUUUCAAUUUGAUCAUCGACUCAUCUCACCAAAGAUCAGAUCUUUGACCAAAAAUGGAUCCGUCCUCUGCUACCUCAGUGAACGGAUACUACUCAUUUCUAAACAGAUCAAUGGAUGAUCUCGAGAGGGUUUACCUCUCAAACAACUUCAUGUCCGUACACUUCUUACAGAGGGCUCUCUGUCUUCUCCGCACCUCUCACUCACACCUCACUCUCCUCGUUCAAAAGCUUCAGCUCCCCGUCGGCGACAAAUGGCUCGACGAGUAUAUGGACGAAAGCUCCAAGCUUUGGGAAGCUUGCCUCGUCAUCAAAUCCGCAGUUUCUUCCAUCGAAAACUUCUCCUCCGCCGGAAUUUCAAUCGCUUCGACCCUCGACGGCCAUUAUCACCACCGUCGGUUAUCUCCUCAGCUUUCUCGUCAGGUGCUAAGGGCGAUAACAGGGUGUAGGAGAGAAGCGAUUGGGAUGGAGGAAGAGAACAGAGCUUUAAUCGAGAAUCGAGUUCAAAGGUUCCCUUUUUGGUCGGAACAGACGGCGGCGAUGGAGUCGUCGACGAAGUUACAGAACGGGUUCAGUGGUUUCCGCGGCGUGCUCUACGCGACGAGGAACAUGAGCUCGCUUCUACUUAUGGUUUUGAUUCACGGUCUCGUCUACUGUUUACCCGGCGACGCAACGCUGUCUCAAACGCAAACGCAGAACCAAGUCGGCGGUUUUGUCGGAGCGAUGGGGAGGUUGCAGCAGAGAGUGGCGGCUGAGGUGGGGAGGAUGGGGGUGAGGAAGGGGAUGUUGAUGCACGAGUACAGGAGGAGCAAGGCGGCGUUGGAAGAGCUGAAGGCGGAGCUUGAGCGGAGAUUCUGCGGCGGAGGAGGGGAAAGCGAAGAGGAGGGAGAGAGGGAGUUGAGAGAGAGGGUGGAGAAUCUGAAAGGGUGUUUUGGUAAUUUGAGGAAUGGGACAGAGAGUAUAGUGGCGCAAAUCGAUGAUUUGUUUGAUGAAAUUGUUGAAGGAAGGAAGAAGCUUUUAGAUUUCUGCAGCCAUAGAUGAAUAUCAAAAGCUGACAUUUUUCAGUUUCAUAAAUAAGCAAAAAAAAAA
Messenger RNA from Brassica oleracea var. oleracea, 1333 nucleotides. RefSeq lists its product as uncharacterized. The transcript is spliced from 2 exons. Bases 302 to 1285 code for a protein of 327 amino acids. NCBI's taxonomy places the organism in Eukaryota, Viridiplantae, Streptophyta, Magnoliopsida, Brassicales, Brassicaceae. The record is from RefSeq and is a predicted model, not a curated record.